Molecule: messenger RNA, 402 nt
Organism: Lactuca sativa (garden lettuce)
Lineage: Eukaryota; Viridiplantae; Streptophyta; Magnoliopsida; Asterales; Asteraceae
Source: RefSeq, a predicted model, not a curated record
AUGGUUGUUGAUGACACCCCACCAAACUCUUCAAGUGAUAAUCCUCCUCCACCUCCACCUCAAUCAACAAAUCUUCCUCCACCACCUCCUUCACCAUCUCAUCCACCUGCUAGAACUCCUCUACCACCUCCUAACUCUCCUCUCCAAUCUGAUAUUGUCAAAAAGGGGGAGAAUGAUCAAGGGGGUCCUCAGCCAAUGCAAAUACAGGUGAUGAUUGUACCAACUCCAUCUCAGCCUAAGAUGACUGGAAGGGUUGAAGUUGAAGUUGAUCCUCAAAAGCAGAUUGUUGUUGAAAUUCUAGAUGCUAAUGCAACAACAGAUGAUCAACCCAUUCUAAACAUUGGUGAUCAAUUAGAGACCGAUGACUAUGAAGGGUUUCUUGAUCUUGGUUUCACGCCAUAA